CCUCCCACCCGAGCACGCGCAGUGAUACCGACGAUUUAACACCACUCGCGCAGCGUGCCACCGGCACUUUAAUUUGCCAUCAGAGGUCGCGACAGCCAGUGGUUUUGUCUAAUGCAAUUAGAUUGUCCACUGGUGCCAGUGGCAUGCUAAGAGUAAUUUGUGUUGAGCGGUAUAAACCUCUGAGUACAGGUUUAUAGUCUGACGGUUGGCGCAAUACACGAGUUAGCAGGCUUCUGGGAAAAGCAGAAAAGGAAGGAAAACAGGAUGGAUGCAGAAAUUCGAGAGCUGUUUAGAAUUUUCGAUAAAAACCACGACAAUACGAUAUCAAGCAAUGAAAUUGGAAAGGCUCUUAACUGCAUGGGACUUCCGGUUUCCGAACACGAUAUACAGGAAAUCGCCAUGACCCUUGACACUGAUGGCAGCGGGAAAAUCGAGUACAAGGAAUUCUAUAACUUUAUGCAAGAAGAGCUGAAGAAAGCCGAGGACCCGGCCAACCAGGAAAUGGCCGUGAGGACGGCGUUUCGUGUGUUUGACAAACACGGUAGCGGAUUCAUAGACUCGCGGCAGUUACAGAGCGCCAUGAAGGAUUUGGGCGAACCCCUGUCGGACCACGAACUGGAGGACAUGAUGAAAGGGGUCGAAGUCGAUGCGGAUGGCAAUAUUAAUUAUGAAGAAUUUAUACGAAUGUGGAUAUCAGGACCAAAGCACGACAAGUCUUCCGCUUAGCAGUGCAGCAAGUGCGCAUGUGCAAAUACAACUUCCGCCGUGCCUUCAGUAUAUUCUUCCUGCAAUUUCGAAACUGUGCAAACGUCAAUAUCUACCGGAAGUGAAAAUAUAUGUGCAAUAUGUCUGCUGAUGUUGUAUAUACGUCUGUGGUGCAAGUACACAUUUUAACAUCAUUUAUAAUCUUGCUCAACAUUUUUUUUCUUUUUUUCGUAACUUUUAUUUUAAGGGGAUUGGCUCAAGUCAUUGCCAAAUGUACGUGUGCGUACGUUUUAAUUUAUCGAUUAUCUGGUUGCUAAAUGUGCAUGCAUUUUACUGCAUAAAUUAUGUGGUUGGUAGAAGUGCAUGCACAUUACUACAUAAAUUAUUCACUUGCUAUAUGUGUAUUGCUGUAAUGAUUAUAAGACAAACUAAAACUCUAUGGGCCGAAUUUACAGAGCCAGUUAUGAUAUACAGACGUCUAACUACGUGUAUUUACAAUGCUAAAACACCUGUGUUUAAGCAAAACAUGCUUCGAGGCUCGCAAAAACCAUAUAGGACUCUCUAUCUUGGUUAGCAUACAAGCCCGCGUGGCUCUUAAACUCAUUUGUACAAAUUACGUUGAUUCUUCGAAAUGACAAAGUCAACAUUCAUGGUCUUAUGCAAAACAUUUAGUGUAUUGUCUGUUCUACUGAAGGCACGUGGUAGAGCUCGCUGAGUUGGUGGCUGGAUAUCCAGAGUUGCAAACAGGAAGUACUUAUGACACUUAAAUUUUUAAAACCAAAAUCGCACACAGCUUCGUAAAUUUGUCCCUAUGUAUUUUAGUACAUAAAUUAAGUAUUAUGUUUUUUUUGCUAAACUGGAUAAACUGUUUAGCAAGCAAAUAUGUUUAUUCUACAUGUAUGUUUAGCAAGUAAACAAUUGAUAAAUUGGCUCAUAUCGUAUAGACUGGAUGCGGCACGUGCGAGCGGUCCAGCUAAAAGAAAAUCGAAAUACAUUAGACAUCAAUGAUAGCGUCUAGACUAGAUGCCGGCGAUGCGUGUGUCUGCAAAACGCGUUUGGCCAGCCGCAGUGAACUAAUCGUAUAUGCUGUAUAUACCCAAAACGCAAGUCGCAGACAUAUCAGACGCAACAGUCGGGCCGGGCCGCACGCACGAGCCGCACCCAAUCUAUAUGAUAUUAUGAGCCUCAAACAUAUAUUACAAUCUAUCAAUUAUUUCCUUGCUAAACAUACAUGUAGUAUAAACGUAUUUGCUUGCUAAUCAUACCUGUACUUUUUAAUUAUAGACAGUCACGGCGGAGCAGGUGGUGGUGGGGAGGGGGGGGGGGGGGGAGGGGGAGGGCUGAAUCAGAAAUAUUAUUGAUAGUAUAUUAUUGGUAGUAAAUCUUAAGGCAGAGAUGA
Molecule: messenger RNA, 2104 nt
Organism: Gigantopelta aegis
Lineage: Eukaryota; Metazoa; Mollusca; Gastropoda; Neomphalida; Peltospiridae
Product: calmodulin-A-like
Exons: 5
Coding region: 265-726 (153 amino acids)
Molecular function (GO): calcium ion binding
Source: RefSeq, a predicted model, not a curated record